CCGAAUUCCCCAAACCCAAAGCACCCUUUGAUCUACCACCUUCUUUGCUUCCUUUCCUGAAUCUCUGCAACUUUUCUAGGGUUAGGGUUUUGUGAAAUGCUGUUAAGAAGAAUUCGCAGACAAGUCAAGCUUUAAUCUUUGUCUCGAUUACAAUGCAAUCCAGAGCUCAAAUUCUUGCUCCAGGCUUGAAUUUUCUGCCGAGCCUAAAACCCCCAAACAAAACCCUAGCUUUCCACCAAAUCUCGGCGCUGAUUCUAACUUUCCUCGCCUAUGCAUCCUUCCAUGCCUCUAGAAAACCUCCCAGCAUUGUCAAGAGCGUUCUCGGACCCAAGAUCAGCUCGAAUUCAUCCGCAAUCGAGUUCGAUUCGAGCUCGAGCGGAUCGAAUUUGAACUCGAUCGAUACCGGAUGGGCUCCUUUCAAUGGUCCCGAGGGAACCCACCGGCUGGGCGAGCUCGAUCUCGCCUUUCUCUCGGCGUAUUCUAUCGGAAUGUACUUUGCCGGCCAUGUUGGCGACCGGAUCAAUUUGAGGUCGUUUCUUGUGUUUGGAAUGAUGGGUAGUGGCAUUAUGACUAUAGUGUUUGGUCUAGGAUAUUGGUUUAGUGUUCAUGUUUUGUGGUUCUUUGUGGCUGUCCAAGUUGUUUGUGGGAUUUUUCAGUCCAUUGGGUGGCCUUGUGUGGUGGCGGUUGUCGGGAACUGGUUUGGGAAAUCGAAGAGGGGCUUGAUCAUGGGGGUGUGGAAUUCGCACACCUCGGUCGGUAACAUUAUCGGUUCUGUCGUGGCAUCAGGGGUGUUGGAAUUCGGGUGGGGGUGGUCCUUUCUGGUGCCUGGAGUUUUGGUGAUUUUGGUGGGGGUUUUGGUGUUUUUGUUCCUUGUUGUGAGUCCUGAUGAUUUUGGGUUUGAGCCUCCUGUUAAGGAGAUUGAAAUGGAUGUGGAAGUGGGAAAUGGUAAUGUGGGGAAUUCUGAGGAGAAAGUAGUGGAGUCGGAGGAAGCUGGGCUUCUUGAGACUCAGAAUAGUUCUGAUUCUUUUGAGGAUGAGAAUAAUUCUGAUGCUUUGGCUGCAAUUGGGUUCUUGGAGGCCUGGAGGCUACCCGGUGUGGUGCCAUUCGCUUUCUGUCUCUUCUUCUCCAAGUUGGUGGCUUACACUUUUCUUUACUGGUUGCCCUUCUAUAUAAGGCACACAGCUGUUGCGGGUGUGCAUUUGUCACACAAAACUGCGGGAAUCCUCUCGACGAUAUUCGAUAUAGGAGGAGUCUUUGGAGGGAUUUUGGCAGGGUUCAUCUCUGAUGUGAUUGAAGCCCGUGCCGUUACUUCAGUUGGAUUUUUGUUACUAUCAAUUCCAGCCCUUGUUUUUUACCGGGUUUAUGGAAGCCUCAAUAUGUUUGCCAAUAUAUUUUUGAUGUUCCUUUCUGGGUUGCUUGUGAAUGGCCCAUAUGCACUCAUUACCACAGCUGUUGCUGCUGAUCUUGGUACCCAAUCUAUGAUCAAAGGAAGCUCCCGCGCUUUAGCUACUGUGACAGCGAUCAUUGACGGUACUGGUUCUGUUGGGGCAGCUCUUGGGCCUCUUUUGGCUGGUUAUAUUUCCACUAGAGGAUGGAACGGUGUUUUUCUAAUGCUGAUUCUUUCGAUUUUCUUUGCAAGUUUGUUCUUGAUUCGAGUUGCUAGAACUGAGAUUAAAGGGAAGAUGAGCGAGGAGAAAUGGUUUUGGAAUAACGUAGGCACUCAUUGAUAGGAAUUUUUUAAGGCUUCAUGUAUACAUAUGAGCUUACUUGUAAUAAUGUAUCGUAUUCUUUUUGCACAUAUUGUCAGGCUUCAUAUACUAGUAAUAGAUUUUG
Molecule: messenger RNA, 1833 nt
Organism: Morus notabilis
Lineage: Eukaryota; Viridiplantae; Streptophyta; Magnoliopsida; Rosales; Moraceae
Product: putative glycerol-3-phosphate transporter 5
Exons: 2
Coding region: 153-1727 (524 amino acids)
Biological process (GO): phosphate ion homeostasis; transmembrane transport
Cellular component (GO): membrane
Molecular function (GO): transmembrane transporter activity
Source: RefSeq, a predicted model, not a curated record